GUAGUGGCACAACACGUUCUCUUUAUAAACCAUUUCAAAGUCUAUUUCCUCUUGCCAUUCAUUACACUCUUCCCCACUCCUCUCUUCUCUUUUGCCUCUCUCUCCUUUUCUGGUGUUGAACAUCGAGAGCAAAGCAAAAUGGGACGUGCUCAGGCAGAUUCCUCAGAAGAACAACCUCAAGAAUAUGACCUUCAACCUCAAGAAUACCAGUAUGAGCCUACUUCUACUCAGUCCUUUGGAACUAAUUACUAUGAAUCAACCCAGCAAGACCCUUACCAAUCCCAUUUCACCGAAACUUGCGCAAAUGAUCCACAACAACAACAAGACUAUCAGCAAACACCUCAAUCUCAGCCGCAGCAAGCACCACAGUACCCACCACCGCCACCACCAUCACAAGCAGCUAACCAAGGCUAUGGCCCUCAACCAGCCCAGCCCGCACAGUUUCCGCCCAGAAGUGGACUGAAUAAUUCUGCAUACCCACCACCACCACCAUCUCGACCCGCACCUUUCCCACCCCAAAGCUCAAAUCUGCCCACUGCAUAUCCGCCACAAACAAUUCCCAUUCAACCCGUACAGUUCCCACCUGCAAGCUCCCAAACCAAUCCAGUAUAUCAAAAUGGACCGAAUAAGCCUGCAGCUUACCCACCACAACACCCACAACAGAUGACGGGCCAGCCCAUAUCAGGAAAUUAUCCUGCUCAAGUUUCGCCACAGCCUUUUCCUCCUCAGAAUGCUUUCACUCGGAACGCUUACCAAGCACCUCAGCCACAGGCAGCGUCAUUUCCUCCACAAAAUAAUGCUGGACAAGGGUAUAAUAUGGCAUCUUCGCCGUAUAAACCUGCAGUUCAGACACCGGUAGCCGCGCAAGGGUUUCCGGUGGGACAGCAAGUGCAAUACGGUGAAGGUUGGAGAACUGGGCUAUUUGAUUGCAUGGAUGAUCCAAUGAAUGCUCUCACAACAGCUUGCUUCCCAUGCAUCACAUUUGGCCAGGUUGCAGAAAUUAUUGACAAUGGCCAGACUUCUUGUGGGACGACCGGAUUGCUGUAUGGUUUGGUAUUAGGGCUUAUAGGGUUGCCGUGCAUUAUGUCAUGCAGCUAUAGAACAAAGCUUAGGGCAAAGUAUGGACUGGUAGAGGCACCAGCAGCUGAUUGGGUGACUCAUUUCUUUUGUGAAUGGUGUGCUCUCUGUCAAGAAUACAGAGAGCUUCAAAGAAGAGGCCUUGAUCCUGCCAUUGGAUGGCAGGGAAAUAUGAUGCUGCAGCAGCAGCAGCAGCCUCAAGUGGCUAUGAUGCCUCCAAUGAACCAAAAAAUGAUGCCCUGAUAAUGUAUUGUGUCUGUCUUAAAUAAUUAAGAAAAAUGUUUCUUUUGCUUUUUCGUUUAUUGUUUUGGUUAAUUGAGUUGAGUUUAAUUAUUCUUUGAGUCCUACAAUAAUUAAUCCACUUCUCACUGGCAAAGACCAUCCUGUACAAAUAUUAUGUUAUUAUGAAAUUUUGUCCAAAUGAGAUUAUUUCUAUUUUUAUUCC
Ricinus communis (castor bean) is the source of this 1522-nucleotide messenger RNA. Its product is annotated as basic salivary proline-rich protein 3. NCBI's taxonomy places the organism in Eukaryota, Viridiplantae, Streptophyta, Magnoliopsida, Malpighiales, Euphorbiaceae. Bases 139 to 1320 code for a protein of 393 amino acids. The transcript is spliced from 4 exons. The record is from RefSeq and is a predicted model, not a curated record.